This is a messenger RNA of Plodia interpunctella (Indianmeal moth), 4385 nucleotides long. RefSeq names its product knockout (gene knockout). The coding region runs from base 464 to 3511 and encodes 1015 amino acids. The transcript has 9 exons. Lineage: Eukaryota; Metazoa; Arthropoda; Insecta; Lepidoptera; Pyralidae. The record is from RefSeq and is a predicted model, not a curated record. Gene Ontology annotation, cellular component: nucleus; cytoplasm. Gene Ontology annotation, biological process: regulation of transcription by RNA polymerase II. Gene Ontology annotation, molecular function: RNA polymerase II transcription regulatory region sequence-specific DNA binding.
GAUGUGGAGGCUUCAAGUGCACACCAGCCAAAGUUUAGCAUCGCGCAGUAGUCCGCACCCAGCCGCCGCCUGAGACGCGUGUGCUGAGCGGCUCCGUGACGCCUCUCCGUCGAGAUCGCGAAAAAAGUUUACACACGAAACUUUCUUAAAAGACUUUCCUUUCAACCCGAACAUUGUUGAAGUGGAACUGUCUGCCCUUCCUUCGCCUAUGCCAAAGUGACCUUUCCUAAAACCGGAAUUGGGUAUCCUCCGGAACGGGUUUAGUCGGACCCGCCGUGGCAGGACUUUCGUGAAGUGCUAACUUGAUUUUCAGAGUGGAGUGAUCAGUGUGAGUGACUGGAUAAUUCGUUGCCUUUAUCGGUAUAAGGAAGAGGACUGGACUUUGUCAAGAACAGUUCUUAAGGUCGACAUCGAGUGACAGUGCUGUUAAAAGUUUCUAGUAUGCCGCCCCCCCUGUAGAGGCAUGAGCGGCCGCGGCGCAGGCGGGCAGCGCUGCCAGCUGAUCCUGCAGCGCUGCCUCGCGAUCCACCUGACCAAGCCCGGGAACGCCCCUGAUGACUUCUGGAUGUACGACUCUGGGUACCUCCUGUUUCAGAGCUUCUUAGCAGCCAAUGCAAAAUGUUGGUGGGCGGGGGCCCUAGCAGCGGCUACGGCGGAGCUGCGCUAUGCGGGGUACGUGGCCCCGGGCGUGCUGUUAGUCGCGGGGGCCCCCCGCGCGCUGGAGACCGUGCGCGGCGCGUACGCACGCUCCGUGCUCAAGCCCCCGCCGACUUACUUGAUUUGCGGAUUGGGUGAUAUAGAGGACUGUAUAGUGACCCCAGCUUACCAGGGCCAGUUCACGCCUCUCCCCGAGGCGCUCUGCGACUGUAUUAUGGACCUAACUACACAGGGGCAGUCAGCAACUCUGGAGAGUAUAAGGACGUCGCUGUCUUCGAAAUUCCCAGCAAUGCAAACGCCAUCACAAGAGAUGGUAUACGAUACGUUGGCCCAGCUGAUGCAGGAGCGAAAGAUCUAUCAAACUUCGAGGGGCUUCUUCAUUGUCACUCCGGAACGUCGACGUUCAAGAUCCCGCUCCUCAUCGCGCCGGCACCCCACCAUGGAAGAAGAGUGUUCCCCCCGCACGAUCCUCAUGUCGGACCAGGAGGCGCUGCACCAGCUCUACGGGGAGAUCACGACGGUUCGCGACGGCGCUGUCACGCACCAGUGUGUGCAGACCAACUUGGCUGACGUCAUCUGUGGCGGCAAUCCCAACGACAAGAUCCUCUACGGGCGUCCCAACAAACGACGCAGUGCGUCCUUCCCCGCCCCGCGUUCCCUCGACCGAAGACACUCUCUUCGGAUCUUCGGCUCCUCUAAUAAAUACCUGCAGCGGUGCGCUUCCACCAGGAGUCUCCAUCACAAACACGCGAAUACAACUGAUAGUUCUUCCUCCACCGAUUACCCGCCGAGCGUAGAAUCUGCGUCGCCUAAGAAAGUAUCCCUGCUGUCCCGCUUAUUCAGACGAAGCGGCCGCAGCAAGCAGACGCGCGCGAUGAGCACCUUCUCUGCGCAGUUCCCACCCACCGAGUGGUUCAACUCCAAGGCGGUGCAUCUGCACUGUGUCGCCACGCAGACCAAUUCUAAGGAGUCAUUGCAGAGUCAAGCAUCUUUCGUCUCAACAUACUACGACGGUUCAGAGAUUAGUAAUCGAUCAUCCACGCUGCCAAGAAGACAUAAGAGGCACUUGUCCACCGAAUCAGGCCUCGCCGGUUCCGUCAACUACGACCACUCGCCAAUCCGGCAAUCCAGCCCCAGUUCAGGCAGUCUACCCCGAUCUACGCUCAGCAGAAGUUCUACUAACAAAACCAUACUAGACCACUUCGGGUCACCACAGAGAGGCAGCGACCUUAAACUACGCGAUAGUCCCAGUAGCAGCCUAAGAAGGGGAGACUACUCCCAUUCCGACCACAUAAUGUCCACCAGCGGCCCAUCCAGUCUAGAAAGCACAAGUACGCAUCGCACCCCAAGAAAAGAUAGCAAUAAAAACGGCCACGCUGACAACUCACCCAUAAAGAGAAGCUAUCACAACACUAGCGGUAGUAGCGGCCACUCCAGCCUAGAAUCACACAUAUCCGAUCGCACAUUAAAACCUUCACCUAGUCAUAGCAACUCGCACGGAGCGCCUGGUCUUAGCAGAGCACAGUCCCUGGUCAAAGUACAGAGUCUUCAGAGCUCUCCCAAAAGCCUCCACAAGUACAGAAAUAAACCGCCAAUCGUCGGCGGCGAAACAGUAAAAAAUGGCAAAAGCACAUCACCUAGAAGCACGCCAAAAAACUGUCCAGCUACGCCCAAAAAAACCGUGACCCCUCUGCAUAAAGCGCUUGGCUCCAAACCAGAUAACCCAUUAACCACAAUGUUGGCCAGUUCAAAUUCCAAUAACUCGAUCACGCUUAAAGUUACCACGAAUACUACGUCGCAAAAUGGUGGUGGUACUAACACCAAAGUUUUUGUACAGAAUUCCCCGGUUAGAUCAGUCAUCACUUUCGAAAAUGGCAAAGUAACUGAGACUAGUAACGGCAGUAAUAUCUAUAUUAUAAACGACGAUAGACAAGUAGUGUCAGUAUCCCAAAACGGGACCGUUGGAAAUCAAGCGACAAAAAACCCAACAGAGACGUCUUUUGACGUUUGCCUUGAAAAGAAUAAGCAGAUCAAUCAAGAGCAAGAACCUAUAAAAGUACAAGAAAACAAGUUCAAUAAGAAUUCUAUAAACGAUACGGGUAUGAAUAAUAAUCGUAAACUUUCUCUACAAAUAGGUGGAGCGACUAAUAAUAACAGCUUCAUUUACAAGAAUCAAUUGAACAACACAAACGAAGUGGUUUCCAACCCGGCUUCGCCCGCAAUCCACAAUAAUAUUCACAAUCUAGAAACUACCACAAACAGCAACCCAUCAACACCGACCAAAAGUUACGACAAUAUUAUUGGGUCUUUGGGUAGCUUGAGGUAUCAGAAGAAUUCAUUAUCCUCAGCUAACAGUGGAAUUCAGAGCAACAUCAAUUCCAACAGUGAGCUAAAGAGUGUAGAUUUGUUGAAGAAAGCAGCUGCAUUACAAAUGCUGAACGGGCUUCCAAAUGUAAAUAACAGAAUGAGUUCAGAUUCCAUAGCGAAUCUUUUAACGAAGGCGAUCGAUCAGAAGCCGACUGUGCUAGGAUCCGAACCGAAUUUAGCACUGAAAAACCAAGAGCAAAUGAAGGACAUCAACACAUCAACGGAGAAAAUAAACAGCUUGGAGAACAAGCAAAAGAGAUAUAGUCUCAGCCAAGAGAGCAAGAAGGAGAAUCAGGAUUUUUACAAUUUUCCGAGCUUAAGCGACCUGAGUUUUAAUUUUACUAGUUUAGCCGCUCAGAAAAUUCUGAAAGGGGUCAGUAUAAACAGUGUUGAUACGUUGGUGGAGCUUAACAUGGCUGCUAACAAUUCAGAAAAGCAAAAUAAUCGCGAUGUCGCGGCAGUGUGUACGGAUUUUGGCCUUGUAUAGUACUUAAGAAAUAAAUUUUGUUAAAAUGUACAAUAUUAAUGUUAACCCCUGUACAAUGUAAGGUAGCUAUGUAACUUAUUCGUAGUAUCUUCCACGUAACAAUCCCUAGAUACGCACUUUAGUUGGAACCUUGUACUCGUUAAGAUUUUGUACUCCCAACUUAUUGAUAUCACCUAAUAUCAUUGUAUCGUCUAAUAAAUUUUGUUUGUCUUUACUAACUUAUCGAAAAUAUCGUCGUAGGAAUUAUAUAGCAGUAUUCUUAAAUUUAUCGAAAAAAAUUAAGUUCAUUAGAUUGUACACUAGUGCGACAAUAUUACUAAAAUGAACGAGUGGCCUAAUACGUGUUUAUGAUGAUUCUUAGUGCCUAAUACGAUCGUAUUAUGAUCGAUUUUUCAAUUUUGUAGCCAUAUCUAAUCUCCCAUUUUAGAAUUUAGCCAUUAUCACCAGACAUCAGAGUCUAGACAUGAGGAAAUCUUGAGCACCAUUUAUCGAAUUGCACAUUAGCACACACCAAAUUGAAAAAAAAAAAGCUUUCUAAGCACAUUUCUUUUUCGUGCCAUCGUAACUUCCAGUGAAAAAGUUAAGUACAAACUAGGAAACCUAUCCAAUAAACCGAUUCCAUCCAAAAUGGGAAUUUAUAGGAAUGUUUAAACAUAUGUCAUGUUUAAGUGCCAUAUAAUACCAUAGUAUAACGCAUGAUGUGGAUGAUCAGACUUAGGAAUUAUAAAUUGGUAUCCAUUAAACUGUACUAAUGGUACAGAAAGGGUAUUUAUUCAUUAGAGAAUGUAAUCGAAAGUCAUCAAUGCAUUAAACGUUAGUAACGCCAUUAAAAUGUAAAAAUGUAUUAACAAUAUAAGUUGAUGCUUUAUAUAAA